This is a messenger RNA of Pelecanus crispus (Dalmatian pelican), 869 nucleotides long. NCBI's taxonomy places the organism in Eukaryota, Metazoa, Chordata, Aves, Pelecaniformes, Pelecanidae. The record is from RefSeq and is a predicted model, not a curated record.
AUGACCUAUUUGAUAGACCCAGAAACAAAAGCUGUGCACUUCUGUGACAUUGUACCCGAGCAAUAUAGCCUUGCUGAAAAUUUGUAUUUCAGGGGGUCCCCAUGUGUUUUCAGCACUGCAGCUCAGCAGAGAAGUACAGGAGACGAGUGUGGCCCAGAAGAUCCCCGUGAUGAGCCCAAGCAUCCCCUUUCUGACUGUGCCUUACAGCACAAAGCCAUCAAAUUGGAAGAACAAGUCCGGGAUUUAACUGAGCGAUACCGGAAAGCCUUGGCAGAUUCUGAGAAUGUCCGGAGAAGAACGCAAAAGUUUGUGGAAGAUGCCAAGCUCUUUGGGAUCCAGAGUUUCUGCAGGGACCUUGUGGAGGUAGCAGAUAUCUUGGAGAAGACUGCCGAGAGUGCUGCAGAAGAAGCAGAGCCUACUAAUCCAAAUCCAACCCUGAAGAAAAUCUAUGAAGGCCUCUCUCUCAUAGAGGCCAAAUUGCAAAGUGUAUUUGCCAAACAUGGCCUUCAGAAGAUGAACCCUGUUGGUGGCAAAUAUGAUCCAUAUGACCAUGAAAUAGUCUGCCAUGUACCAGCCGAGGGAAUGCAGCCAGGCACAAUAGCACUGGUGACUCAGGAUGGCUAUAAACUCCAUGGUCGCACUAUCAGACACGCACUCGUCGGCGUGGCAGUAGAGUCACAGGAAUGACGUGAGCUUACCCGUUGGCAUCUGGGACCUUACUGAGCUGAGGGUCCCUCAGCACUCAGUCGCAACUGCAGCUGCAUGUCUUUACUUAUUUAUUAAGCUAGGUUUGUAUUGUAUGUUGGCUUCUUUAUAACGUGCGCAGUCAUUUUGCCAUUAAUUCUAAGGUACUUGUAUAUUUAAGAAUC